GCUGUACGUACUGUUGUUUGUUAUGGCAGGCAGGCAGGCAUUGACAAUGCGCGCGUACGCGUGAGUCCGUGCAAUGUGUCCGUCUACUCUGCCCGUCCACUCAGUGUGUAGGCAUGUACGUACCAACACCGAAAAAGACCAUAUGCAGUCAGUCAGUACACUACCACGUCUCUUCGACAAACCACCGUCGUAGAUAGCCUGAUCCACAGUCGCGCCUACCCGCACGUCACACACACGUACGCAAACUUACACCCGAGGGAAGCAUCGCCUCCCUCCCUGCCUGCGGUUGCCUUGCGCUGCUGACUGCCCGACUACGGAGAAAUCCCAUACCCACUAAUUGCCCUGUAUCUCUCUCUACACUACUCCGCCAAUCAAUCAGUCCGUCAGUCGGCGCGCACCAGCACAAAGGUGUUGCCCUUGUCGCCCCGCGAUAUCCGCAUCUCGUCGUCAAGAUACGUGACAUCCAACGCACCUGCAUGAUACACACAGUUGGAUGGAUGAGCAACCACCACAAGCGACUGACCUCUUGCUGUGUCUGGCGCCUUGAUUCGCAGCGAGCCGAGGUAGAAAUACGUGAACUUGACGUCCACUGCGCUGUCAGAUGUGGGCGUCAACUCGGCCUCCACUCUGUUGGUGAUGCGGACACCCGGGAUGGGCGAGAUGGUCUCUCUGUUCUCGGCAGUGAGGGCCUUGGCAUCAAUGGUUUGGAAAAUCUCGUCCUUGACUGGCCUGAAUGGGGGGAGCCUCCUCGUGCCCUUGAUGGACUCGCUAGUCGUCCAUAUCAGCCUGAUGGAACACAGAAACACCACAUGGCAGGGACACCAUGCAUCAGCACACAGCCGCGGCACUGCAUGUCGUCGUGGUGCCCCUUCUCACCUCCACUUGCCGCUGAGAAGAGGACUCUUGAGCGCUCUGCAACAGAGCAAACAAAGACAGCACACAAGCGGCCGUGGUCCCUCUCACAGCCAUCGCCGUGUGUUCGUUGGCACCUCCUGUUGGGAUUGAGUUUCUCGACUUGCUCGACGGCCGUGAGCACCUCAGAGUCCGACAGACCCCUCCGUAUGGCCUCCCUGAGCGCGUCUUUCUUCUUUGUGGCUGUCGCAGGUGAUUUGCCGAUGCCCAAGAUCAUCGACACAGACUGGGCGGAUCUCCUCGGCUGCCGCACGGCAAGAUCCAGCCGCCCAGACGCCUGCAAAAGAAAGAACAGCACAUCAAUCAAUCGGACGACAGUGUCUUCGCAUUAUCUUGCAUGUGAAUACCUGGCUGGCAAUGGUUCGCAGGCCGUAGCCGCAGGCGGAUGAGAUGCAAGACAAGACAAGCACGAAAACGCAAAGAACAGGCUCCAUUUUUUUUCAGC
Molecule: messenger RNA, 1357 nt
Organism: Vitrella brassicaformis
Lineage: Eukaryota; Vitrellaceae
Source: the annotation of a GenBank genome assembly